AUGGCGGGUCUCCUACAGUAUUCGACGACAUGUCGAGGAAGUGAGGAAGGUUUUCACUCAGGAUCCGACGAAGCGAUUGACAAUAUCGCCUACCAACUGUACUCACAGUUUCGACUGGACGAGAAUCACAUCGAGCAGCACAAGUGCGCCUCGGACAGCGGCGCUUCCAGCGGAGAGCUCGAACACAUGCUCGGGAUGAAGGAAGAGUCAACCGGGUGCCAAGGUCAACUACCUGGUGCAUGGUUCUAUGAGAUGGGUGACGACGCGUCUGCUUCACCCACAUUUGAUUUGGAUGAAAUGGGACCAUUUCGUGGAAUGCUUGGCUCAAGAAAUUGUUCGGAAAGUGUUGAAGUGCCCAGCAGUGAACAUGUGGCGGAAAUUGUUGGCAGACAAGGAUGUAAAAUCAAGGCUCUCCGAGCAAAAACUAACACCUAUAUUAAAACGCCGAUUCGAGGAGAAGACCCGGUGUUCGUCGUCACAGGAAAGGCUGAAGAUGUGCUCGAAGCAAAAAGAGAAAUCGAAUGUGCAGCUGAGCACUUCACUCAAAUUCGUGCCAGUCGACGUCACUCACAUGGUGGAGCGCCUGCACCUGGUCAUGUCACUUUAUACGUUCGUGUACCUCUUCGAGUUGUUGGGCUUGUGGUGGGACCAAAAGGAGCAACGAUUAAAAGGAUCCAGCAGGAUACCCAUACCUAUAUUAUCACACCAAGUCGUGAACGAGAACCAAUAUUUGAGGUUACUGGAUUACCGCAGAACGUGGAGGCAGCUCGUAAGGAAAUCGAACAACACAUCUAUCAACGUACUGGUAAUAUGCCAAUGACCGAUCCUGAGGCCUCAAUUUCGCAGUACUCAAACUUGCAGAAUAAUCUAUCUCUGGCUGCGUCAGCCUCAGCGGCAGCUCGCUCGGCAUACGGCAGCUUAGCGCAACCCGCACUUCGACGUCCAAUUGGAAACGAAAAUUUACCUGAGUACUCUAGAGUUUUAGACAGGAAUGGAUACAACGGUCUCAACGGAUUGCUUCGUGGCUAUCCUCAACCAACAAAACCUUCUUCGUAUUCUGCCGGCGGUUCUCCUCCAGCUGUUUCACCAUCAUUUUUCGGAUCGUCCUCUUCAAGCACGACAUCAAAUGCCUUUCAACCGUGGUCAAACAAUCUGUAUACAGGACUUGGACUUAGCGAAGCUUCAGAUCUGUUCUCUACUCGUUCUUCCGUGCUAUCUGGUGCAUCGCUGUGGUCCUCUGGCUUUGGGUCAAUCUCUUGUGGUCAACAGAUCCCUUCAAACCAACGUGAUGAAGGUCUCGGAGACUCACCGCCUAAUAACAUUUCCUCCACCACAUACAACCUGAUGUCGUCGAUUUGGGCGGAUAUUGACACGCCUCGUGAGCCGGAGUCAAAAGGUGUAGCGAUGUUGACUGUCUAG
Molecule: messenger RNA, 1419 nt
Organism: Necator americanus (New World hookworm)
Lineage: Eukaryota; Metazoa; Nematoda; Chromadorea; Rhabditida; Ancylostomatidae
Exons: 10
Coding region: 1-1419 (472 amino acids)
Molecular function (GO): RNA binding
Source: RefSeq, a predicted model, not a curated record